This is a messenger RNA of Trichobilharzia szidati, 969 nucleotides long. NCBI's taxonomy places the organism in Eukaryota, Metazoa, Platyhelminthes, Trematoda, Strigeidida, Schistosomatidae. The record is from the annotation of a GenBank genome assembly.
AUGUCUGUGAACACUAGAGAACAGUCAUUAGAAAAUUUAUUGAAUUCACAACCAUCUCAUUUAGAAGAGCAAUUAAUAAAAAGUGAAGAGGCAAGUAAUAAACGCGAUUCUCGUGCACGUCUUAUAGCCCAAGAAAACAAAGCCGAGUCUAACAAAAAGAUUCUUCGAAAACAGAAUGAAAAACUUGAAGAGAUAAAAAAUGACUUAGAAAUUUUAGCCAAUGCUGAAGCAACUAAACAAGUAGAACAAUCGCCUGAAGAGAAGGCUAUGCAAAAACAAGUUGAACGAAACACUAAAAUGAAAGAAGUUCAAACAUACCACCAGAAUAGGAAACAAGAAGAUGCAAACGAAAAAGAGGCAGACGCCUAUUGCCUUUCUCUGCUACCUGAGAAAACUAGAGAUGCAGAGAGAAAAAGACGGGAAGAACUACGACAAGAACAAAUAAACUAUCUGAAUUAUGUGAAUCAAAUUAAAAAAGAUGAAAUCUGCGAAGAUAAAUACCAUGAUAAAAUAUGCAUGGAUAUAAUGAAUCAGAAACGACAACUACUUCUUAAAGAAAAAGAAAAACAAAAUCAACUAAAACAGAAACAAAUCAAAGAGAUAAUUGAAAUGCAAAAAGCUGCUAUAGCAGAACGCAUAAACAAGGAGAAAGCGGAAUACUUGUCAAAAAUUCAGGCAGGUAAAGAAUUAGCAGAGAAACAAAAACAAUACGAGGAGCAAAUUCGUCAAGAAGAAGCUAAACAACGUGAUAAAGCCAUUAAAUAUUCAAAUGAACUACUUGAUCAAAUAAAAACGACACAAAUACAACGUAAUGAAGAAGCGAAUCAAAUCUUGGAAGAGGAGAAAAAAUUAUUAAGAGAAGCUCAAGAGAAUUAUCAAGAACGGUUAAACAAUCUUAUAAAAAGCAGUUCAUUCUAUCAGAAAUUACAUCCAUUAAGAAAAGCUAUGGGUGAUUCACUAUUGAAUUAG